CGACACGCCAGACCUGUUUGGCUGCCCAGUACUCCAUCCACUCGAGAGAUCCCCAAAAAGGGACCUCUCAUCGUCUUUCCUUAUUUUCUUCAUCCGAAUUCCAUAGACAAAAGAAAAAAAAAAACUGCUCUGUGUAUAUUAGUACAGUCCUCGUAUCCAUUUCGCAGUACGAAUUAGGGUUUUUUUGAGGUUUCACUUGGCAAAUAGGUGAUAGGGAGAGCCAAAGUCCCGGCCAUGUCAGCUCUGUAUCGAUCGUCGACUGCUUUGUCAAAGAGCGGUCUUCCUCCAAAAGAACUGCUCGAUGAUCUCUGCAGUCGAUUUGUUUUAAAUGUGCCGAAAGAAGACCAGCAAUCAUUUGAGAGAAUUCUUUUUCUUGUGGAGUAUGCUCAUUGGUUCUACGAGGAUAAUACCGUAGAAAAAAAUCCAUCACUGAAAUCUUUGACUUUGAAGGAGUUCACUUCUUUAUUGUUUAACAGUUGUGAUGUUUUGAGACCAUAUGUUGCUCAUAUUGAUGACAUAUUUAAGGACUUCACUUCUUACAAGGUCCGAGUUCCUGUAACAGGGGCAAUCAUAUUGGAUGAAACUUUUGAGCGGGUAAGGCUUUUUCAAAAUUUUCUUUGUAGUGAUCUUUUAGUUCUUCAGUUCUCCUUCAUGUUUGCUGAUAGUAUACUUUUUGUGUCUCAUAUACAGGUCCAGGAGGAAACCGGAUUUGAUGUUUCAAAACUACUAAAGAAGGAUGAAUUCAUUGAAUUGAUAUUUGGGCAGCAGAGAGUACGGCUCUACAUAAUUGCUGGUGUGAGGGACGAUACUGCAUUUGCCCCACAAACUAAAAAAGAGAUCAGUGAAAUUGCAUGGCAUCGAAUUGAUGAUCUUCAGGCAGCAAGUGAUCAUGUAAUAUCACGUGGGGUCACUGGCCUCAAGCUUUAUAUGGUGUCCCCUUUUUUGCUAUCUUUGAAAUCUUGGAUUUCAGUGCACCAGCCUCCCGUGGCUCGGAGACCUGAUAUGCCCCUCAAAGGAAUCUGCGUGUGGAAAGCAAAGAACAGUUCCGUAGGGAGCAGCAUACCGGUAGCUGAGAGCCAAUCAGCGAAACCAGUAUCUGAUCGGCCACCCGAGACUGGUGCUGGCAAGAGUUUCAGAAACUUUAAAUUCAAUACUGCUGCAAUCUUGCAAGCAAUGGAAGCUGGUUUUUCUUCUUAGAAGGUCAAAUUUCAGUUUCUUUGGAAAAAAUUUUAGUGUUACACACCUAUAUUAGUGUUUCACCCCUUCACCUGUAAUAUUCAACAAUGAUUGAUGAGGUUAAACUUCAAAAUUAGUAGCCAUACACAGGUUGUACAUUGUCAUCUGUGUCAUUUCUGGUUUCAGGUUUAUAUAAUAUAUAAUAGUUUGCAGCCUGUACAGUAACACCCUUUGGGUCGGAAUACCUGUUCAUUUGGUAAACUGUGUACAAUCCCUCACCCUUUUCCCCCCAAGUUGACUGUGGUCUCUAUACUGAGAAUUUGAGACACCGCCUCCAUUAAUGCUUUUGAGUACAUUUUAUGUUGAA
Molecule: messenger RNA, 1543 nt
Organism: Carica papaya (papaya)
Lineage: Eukaryota; Viridiplantae; Streptophyta; Magnoliopsida; Brassicales; Caricaceae
Source: RefSeq, a predicted model, not a curated record